Messenger RNA from Penicillium salamii, 2388 nucleotides. The record is from the annotation of a GenBank genome assembly. Lineage: Eukaryota; Fungi; Ascomycota; Eurotiomycetes; Eurotiales; Aspergillaceae.
AUGUCUGAGCUUGAAGAUCAAGCCAGUGUCUCUGACAUUGCCAAUGCCAAUGCCAAUGCCAAUGCCGAUACCGAUACCGAUACCGAUGCCAAUACCGAUCCAUAUGCCACUGCUGAUGAAGUCGGAUUGCCGCAACAAUCUGAUCAAUCUGAGAGCGGCUUGUCCCACCAAACUUCUUUGACCCAUCCCCAGGCCUCUGAAGGGCCUGCCGAACCUCCCCAUGAUGCCAACACAUUCUUUGAGAUUGUUGUUCCAAAAAUCAAGAAUCCCCAGGACUAUGAAUACCUGUCAGGUCAUUUUGAAGCACAUUGCAUUCUGGCAGUCGACAUGCAUGAGCCAAAGUUCAUUGUCCGACUGGGGAGUGGCGAACGUACAACUAUCACUGCCAGGCAGUUACUACGGUUGAAGAACGGCCCGCGGCUAUUCCGUGAGUUUGUCGAUGGCUCACAGAGCCCCGACCCUUUGGCAAUGAAUCUUGAUAACGACCCACAACUUGUUCACACCGGCGGUGAUGGACAAUCCGAAGAGGUUGAAGAUGUGGGCCGGCAAAUUGGCAUUGCAAGGUCUCGCCAGCGGCGGCUUGGUGUCUCGGGGGCCUCAUUCGCCCAAUUCUUUAACCCAAAGAGAACUCGCAAAGAACAGCCAGUCGUCUUGAAUGAGUCCAGUAGCGAGGAUUCAGACGAAGCCGAGUCAAGCUCUGAGUCAGAAGAAGACGUCCGUCCAACCUCACGCCGCCACCUUAACAGAGCCGCCCAAAAGAAGACCAAACGUUCUCGUGAAUCUUCGGAGGAAUCCUUUGUCUCGAAUAGAGGCACGCGGGUAUCCACUCGCCUGCAAAAGACCACCCGAUACAAUUUCAAAGAGCGACUAGAAGAUGACGAGAUGUCCGAGGUCGAGGUCGUAGCCCCGAAGAAGAAGUUCUCUGGAGCAAAGGAACAAUUCGUUGAGCUGCCAGAAGACGAUUCCUUCAGGGAGGCUCAUUCUAAUCAGUGUUUCUUCUGCGGGAAGUGGGAGGACGAAAGCUCCAAACAAGAAUCCUUGGUUUUUUGCCAAGGUUGUACUUCAUCUUAUCAUCGGGAUUGUCUUGGACCUCGAACUGCUCGCAAACAUUUGGUCACCAAGGUUGGGCCCGACGACUUCAUCCUCCAGUGUUCCAAUUGCUUGGGAAUCAAGCACCGAGACCACGACAUCCUGCCUCACUUGGGUCACUGUGCUAUCUGCAAAGAAGCAGGGCUCAUGUCAACACCCCUGCGAGAGUCAUACACCGCCCAAGAGGAACAGCAAUUGCGUGAAGAAAACGGUGGCAUAGAUCCGGUGACAGAAGUGGAAAGGUCUAGUGUGAACAAUGCCGACAAUGUUCUAAUCAGAUGUACCCGCUGCAAGCGCGCUUUCCACGUCGAACAUGUUCUGCCAACCCCCGAAGCAGAUCGCUCUGAUAUGCGCACUGAUUAUUGGCAUUGCUCUGAGUGCUUUGAGGCUCCGGCUGCGCCCUUGCCAAUUCAGGCCAUCGUUGCGUGGCGGUCGAAAAAUGCCGAUGUGAAGGUUGUGCCAAGGCUUGUCGAACUGGUACCAGAGAUCGAGAAAGAGUAUCUCGUCAAGUGGACUAACCAGUCUUAUUUCAACGUCGUUUGGAUGCCUGGAGACUGGGUAUGGUGCAUUGCCCGUUCUGCGAUGUUCUCAUCAUUCCUCAAAUCGUCCAAAUCGGACAAGCCAAUCUGGACGACCGAAGAGGCCGUUCCGGAGGAAAAUCUGUGUGUCGAUAUCAUAUUUGAUCUUGAGUACACUCGUGAACCAGAGUCCCUGGAGGAACGCGCCAACCCCGAGUUGGUCGAGCGUGCCUUCGUCAAGUUCAAAGGGCUGACCUAUGAGGAGACGGUGUGGGAACAUCCACCGAAACAAACCAACGCCGUUCAAUGGCAAGAUUUCAAGACUGCGCUUGCUGACAAGGUGUUCUCGGAAACGAUUCAGCCACUGAAAAACAAAGUUCUGCAAGAGCGACUGAAAGACGCUCGGAAGAAGAAUUUCGAAAACCACCUCAUCCUCAAAUCUCAGCCGGAGAUGGUGACUGGUGGCAAGCUGAUGGGAUACCAAAUGGAAGGUGUGAAUUGGAUGUACUAUCAGUACUUCCAACAGAGAAAUGCCGUCUUGGCAGAUGACAUGGGCCUUGGAAAGACCCUUCAGAUCAUCACUCUUCUGUCGGCCCUGAUCGAAAACUUCGAGUGUUUCCCAUUCCUCAUAGUCGUUCCUAACUCGACAGUCCCGAACUGGCGUCGAGAAAUCAAAAGCUGGGCGCCAAAGAUGCGUGUUGUCACGUAUUAUGGCAGUGCCUGGGCCCGACAGAUGGCUGAGAAGCAUGAGAUGUUCCACAAUGCAUGUCCGACGCCCUAG